AUGUCUGAUGAUGAAAACACAGAGGAACCAGAACUGAAUGGCUAUAGUGAAGAUGCUGAGCAGGGAGUCUCAGAUAUUACUGGCACUUUAUUGGAGGACUCCAGCCCAGGAAAGAGCACUUAGCAGGUUUAUUUAGAAGAGUUAGCGGAAAGUACUCUUGCUGUUGGAAAAGAUAUAUCUGAAACCAUAAUACUGGAAACAAUGGAAAAGGAUGAUUUAGUGAACAAUGAAGAUCAAGAAUAGACCAAUCAUGGGUACAGCAGCAUCAACGACUUUGUAGAAGAUGAACCUGUUGCGGAAACAAGCACUUCCCCAUCUAAUAUUAAUAGUAGAUCACUGAUAGAAAUGAAUGACACGUGCAUUGACUACAGUGAUGAAUCAAUUGAUAGUAAAAGUGAAGUCAUAGACUUGCUGGAUGAAGUCAUUAUGAGCGCUGAUCAUCAAUGCUCUGCUCAUACAGAUGAGCAAUAAGCUAAUGAAAAGAGUUUGUCGAAAAUUAAGGACACUAUGGUGGAGGAAGACCUUUCGGAAGCUCAAAAUUAUGCUUUGGAGUCAGUUUCACAAUUGAACCACAAUGACAGUGACAGCAAUGAGAUUUUAAAUACUGAUGUAAUGACAUCCUAGAAAGAUGUAAACACAGAGAACAAAAAUGAAGGAAGUGAUCUCGACAGUGAUGCUGAAGAGAUGGACCAGGAUGAAAUAGGCAAAGAUGAGAAAGACGAAGCAGACCAAACCAAAGCCAAAAGUCUGAAUGAGAGGUCUUAUGAUGAUUCAAACAUGCAUCAGCAAGACACCGUGAAAACUGACGACGAGGAAAGUGAUGGAAUCAAUUAUACAGAACUGAAGGAAGAUAUUGUUCCCUCUGAAACCAAGGAAGCUCAUCACAGGCCUUUGCAGAGAGAAACAGAAGUCAUAACUGAUGAAGAUCCUACAAAGUCACAAGAACAGACUGAAAACACAGAGACUGAUGCAGAUCAGAGGAUCACUUGGAGGACCAAGUCUACACUUCAAAGUGAGAACCAGGAGAAUCCUGAAAGAAGUGAACAAAAGGAGGAAUGCAGCCAGCCACAGGAGGAGGAGGAGGACAUCAUGGACAUCCCACUGGAUGACCCAGAAGCCAAUAAGGCAGCUGCCAAAAUCCAGGCUGGCUUUCGUGGUCAUAUGACCAGGAAGAAGAUGAAACCUGGUGAAAAGCCCAACGAGGAGGUGAGCAGCAGUGGUGAAGCUCUCAACGGCAGCCAGGGGGACACAGGGGGAACAGAUGAAGUAGAGACAGAUGCCACAUCUGGACCAGAGCAGUGAAGAUCUCCUUCUCAGUGUGAACAGAAGAGUGGCUUACAGGACUUUUUGUGUCAAAAAAGUAGUAAAAUUAGGCUGGAAAUCUCAUCUGAUGUGUGAACUCUUUCUCUCUUUUCUGCUUCUUACACAGUCUGGGUGGAAAUCUGCUCCAGCAUGCGAUUGCAUUCCUCAAACAAGCAGCUGUAUUCUUGCUGAUAACGUUUUAUUCAGAUAUUUGUUUGAAUCGAAGAAUGGAUGCCAUAGUAUACAGCAUUCUUAAGUCAGAUAGUCAAGUAGGCUUAAAAUAAUGCAUCAUGGUUGAGUUUUGUCAUUGAUAUUGCUUGAUAUGUUUCUUUGCCGUAAUGGUAUAUUUAAGAUUACCUUCAUUUUACCAUGUAGCCACAAUCAUAAUAAGAUGUGCUUUUGUUAUCAGAACUGACAUAGUUUGUUAUCAUUUGUUUAUAAUUCGUUUAUAAUUGUGUUGACAUGUUUGUUUGGUUUGCUCCCUGUAAAAUACAAGUGGACUUUCACAGUCGGUUUAACAGAUGAAAAAGAAAUCAGAGCUUCCAAAACAGCAUACAUUAUGGCAUGCUAAUAUUGAAUAGAUUUAUUUAUUUUUUCCUUUAAUUACUACAAUUAUUUAUGAAGUCUUUUAUGGUAGUGAUAUCAUUAGAAUUAUAGGAAAUGACUGCAUUUUUUUUAAGUGUGUGACAAAGAUUUAAAGAUUGCUUUAUGAAUGAUAGCUCAGAUCACCUUGCAUGUUGACAUCAGCAUCAUUAAGCUCUGUAUCGGUUGAAAAGUGAAUAAAUGCUCAGAAAUGUUUUUUUUUUUGCCUGCUAGAAAAUGAAUUCAUGCUGUCAGGGGGUGAUCAUUAGUCUUUUGAAGUCUUUGUAUACAGAGAGUAGGAGUUCCUAAAGCUAUUGC
Molecule: messenger RNA, 2202 nt
Organism: Xyrauchen texanus (razorback sucker)
Lineage: Eukaryota; Metazoa; Chordata; Actinopteri; Cypriniformes; Catostomidae
Gene: spa17
Product: sperm autoantigenic protein 17
Molecular function (GO): calmodulin binding
Source: RefSeq, a predicted model, not a curated record